GUGGACUUUUUAAAAUUGAAUUUCCCAAUAAGAGGUAAAUGUUAAUGAAAGGGAAAACACUAAAUCUUUAAUUUAGAUUUAUCAUUUAUAACUUUGUAUAUUGAGUUUGCUCAUACAUGAGCAUACCUGCUCUGACACUUGAACUGCUCAUCUUUGUGAAAAAGAAAAGGACGUUAUGUUCGUGCAAUUUGCAGAGCUCAGUAUUAAGCUGCAAGUAUGACACUGUAGCUUCUCUCUGUUGCUAUGGGCAAGUUACUUGAAUGACUUAACAGAUUCUUAAACUGAACAGAAAUUGCUUCCCACUCAGUUAUAAUUUUACCAUGCAGAGGCUAGAAAUUGGGAAUAAAUAAUGAAGGAGGUCAUCCAGGUUCACAUUUAAUGCUCUGUGUGGAAUGUAGCUGUUGGAGAGGGGAAACAUAGCCUAGUGGUAGAGAGAUCUUUCUUCACGAUCUGAAAGAAAUUUUGGCAGCUCUGACUUUACUUUCAUGAAAGUAAAGGGGAAAGAAAAACCUGUAUGAAGGAACAAAUACGGUUGCUAAAAUUGUGCUUUUAAGGUUGUACCUUACAGAAAGAAGUAAACAAUCUCCAAUUUUAAAAAAAGCAUAGAAUGUGGACUAUAGGUUGAUUAGGAAUGUGGCAUUAUUUGCCAUAUAACAUUAUUGAGGUAAAGAUUGAAGAAAUGGAAGGCAUAAGAAAUGUUUUUCCUCAAAACACCUUUUAUGUAAUCCAUAGCUUGAUUUAUUGACAAGAGGUUUGGUGGAUUAAAGAUGGUCACCAUUUCUUUGUAAUGCUUUCCUUUAAGAAGUAGAGUUUAUUUUCCCUCUCCUGAAUCUAAUCUCAUCCUGUGACUGCUUAAGUAAUAGAUAAUGGCAGGAGUGACACCGUGCCGGUUCUAGGCUUAGCCUUUUAGAGCACUGACUGGCAGCUUUUGCUUCUGUCCUCUGGGAACACUCACUCCUCACACUCUCCUUCUAGAGCCCAGCUGCCAUCCGUGAAAAGCCCAGGCCACCUGAGGGUCCAUGUGAGGUGCUGUGGUCAACAUGCCCAGCUGAGCUCCCAGCCUUCAGCCAGCAUCAACCAACAGCCAUAACUUCUCCAGGGGAGUUUUAGCAACUCAGAAGACUGCUUUCAGACCUGAUCCCUUUUCUAGAACUAAAUUUACAUCCCACUGGGUCCUAGACAAAAAGUGUGUGAAAAAUCUGACCUGUACACACCUUUACUCCGCUGUCUCCGUUUCCUUGUAUGUUUCUCCGGGAACUUUAUAUACAUGGGAUUCCAUGGUAAACAUCUAAGACUGGAAUUUCUGGAUAUUAUGCAUUUUUUUGAAGACCCUGAAGGAAAGAUUGAAUUACCACCAUCAUUGAAAAUUUAUUCCUGGAAACGUCCACAGGAUUUUUUAAUUAAUCAGGCUCCAGUGGUUGUGAAAAACGAAAUCCUGUUUGACUUGUUUUCAGCAAAUGAGCAUUUACUCUGCAGUGAGCUGAUGAGAUGGAUUAUCAGCGAAAUCUACGCCAUGUGGAAGAUAUUCAAUGGGGGUGCUUUGAACAAUUAUUUUAAAGGGACUGCAGGGGAACCUCCUCUUCUGGUCUGGAAGCCCUGGGAACACAUUUACUCUCUGUGCAAGGCUGUGAAGGGUCACAUUCCCUUGUUCAAUAGCUAUGGAAAGUAUGUUGUGAAACUUUACUGGAUGGGUUGCUGGAGAAAGAUAACUAUUGAUGACUUUCUGCCUUUUGAUGAAGAAAACAAUCUAUUGCUUCCAGCUACAACCUACAAAUUUGAACUUUGGCCAAUGCUUUUGUCUAAAGCUAUCAUUAAGCUGGCAAAUGUGGACAUCCAUGUAGCAGAGAGGAGAGAACUGGGAGAGUUCACAGUGAUUCACGCACUCACAGGAUGGUUACCAGAAGUCAUUUCUCUCCACCCAGGAUAUAUGGACAAAGUUUGGGAGCUCUUGAGAGAAAUAUUGCCCGAGUUUAAGCUAUCAGAUGAGUCCAGCUCUGAAAGCAAAAUAACAGACAUAGAUGCCAAAUUAAAAGAACAAGGGAAAGACAUGAAGGAUGGGAAAGAAGUGAAAGAUGGCAAAGAAAUGAAAGAUGGCAAGGAAUUCAAACCUGAAGGUUCAGCAACAACACUAAAAUUACCUGAGAAAAGUGACAGAGUUUUAAAGGCCAACGCAAAAGACCUUGGAAAGAAGAGGAGUAAAGAUGGAGAGAAGGAAAAAGAAAAGGAAAAAUUCAAAUGGUCUCUUCAUGGUUCAAGGCCCUCAUCAGACGUACAAUAUUCUCUACAGUCUUUGUCAGAUUGUUCUUCAGCAAUACAGUCCCCUCAGAUGGUUGUAUAUGCUACCUUUACACCUCUCUAUUUGUUUGAAAAGAAGAUCUUUUUAUUAGAGAAGAUGGCUAAUUCUGCUGAGAAGCUUAGGGAAUAUGGGCUUUCCCACAUCUGUAGCCAUCCGGUACUGCUGACAAGAACUAGGUCUUGCCCCCUUAUAGCACCACCAAAAGUACCUCCUAUACCUCCGUGGAAACUCCUUCGUCAAAAACAAGAAACUGUUAUAACAGAUGAAGCUCAAGAAUUAGUAAUAAAGAAGCCUGACCAGUUUCUUGAGAUUUCAAGUCCAUUUUUGAAUUAUAGAAUGACUCCAUUUACAAUUCCAACAGAAACUCAUUUUGUACGAUCUUUGAUUAAGAAAGGGGUGCUUCCAGGAUCCGGUUUAUCUUCCCUUACUGAAAAUGAUGAAACUACAACCUUUAGCCAGACAGACUUAAAUCAAUUGACAAGAAAUAUGUCUCAGGGUAAUGCUGCUUCAAAAGCUAUACUCAGAAAAGAUGAACUACCAGACUAUGGAUUGAAUGAUGCAGCCCAUCCAGCUGAAGGAAUCAGUCUGGAAAGAGAUUUGGUCAGCCAGACAACAGCAACACAGGAAAAAUCGAAGGAGGAACUUGCAACAGUAAAUAAUGGUGUUUCUAAAGAAAUAUGGUUAGAUUUUGAAGACUUCUGUGUAUGCUUUCAGAAUAUAUAUAUUUUCCACAAGCCAAGUUCAUAUUGCCAUAACUUUCAAAAAUCAGAAUUCAAGUUCUCAGAUGAACGUGUGUCCUACUAUCUAUUUGUGGACAGUCUAAAGCCCAUUGAACUACUGAUUUGCUUUUCUGCAUUGGUACGCUGGGGAGAAUCUGGAGCUUUAACAAAGAACAGCCCUCCCAUACAGCCUGGACUACUUACAGUUGAGACAGUUUCUUGGAAAUCUCUGAGGCCACGUGAUCUUGUUGUAACAAUUCACACGUAUGCUACCAAGGCUACAGUGGUUCGCCUGCCUGUUGGGAGACACAUGCUGCUCUUCACCGCAUACUCCCCCGUGGGGCACUCCAUACACAUCUGCAGCAUGGUGACCUUUGUCGUCGGGGAUGAAGAUGUUGUGCUACCCAACUUUGAGCUGGAGAGCUACCGAUUUACAGAGCAGGCUUUAACAAUUUUGAAAGCUGUUGGACAUGGGAUUGCUAAUUUCGAAGAUAAGGCUAAACUUUCUGCAGCCCUGAAGGAUCUACAAACAGCUCACUACCCUAUUCCCCUCCAGGAUAAAAAACUAACUGCACAGCACUUCCGGGUUUUUCAUAUUUCUUUAUGGCAUUUAAUGAAAAAAGCUCAAAUAGCAAAACCUCUUCCCAACCUCAAAUUUGCAUUCCGUGCUAUGGUUUUGGACUUGGACUUACUUGAUUCUUCUUUGGAAGAGGCUUCUUUAGUGGAAUGGGUAGAUGUUAAAUAUAAUGUGCCAACAAGCGAUAAAGAGUAUUCUCCUGAGGAAGUAGCCGCAGCAAUUAAAAUUCAAGCCAUGUGGAGAGGGACGUACGUCAGAUUACUCAUGAAAGCUAGAACACCAGGCACAAAGGAAAAUACCAGUGUUGCAGAUACUCUUCAGAAAGUUUGGGCUGUACUGGAACAGAAUAUAGAACAGUAUGCGAUUUCUCUCUUAAGACUAAUGUUUAAAAGUAAGUGCAAGUCUAUGGAAUCUUAUCCAUGCCAUCAAGAUGAAGAAACUAAGAUUGCUUUUGCUGACUACACUGUGACUUAUGCAGACCAGCCACCAAAUACUUGGUUUAUAGUAUUCAGAGAAACAUUUUUGGUUCCUCAAGAUAUGACUUUGGUUCCCAAAGUAUAUACUACACUUCCAGUCUGUAGGCUCCACGUUGUUAAUAAUGACACAGUGGAACAAGUGCCAAAGGUAUUCCAAAAAGUGGUGCCUUAUCUUUAUACUAAGAAUAAGAAAGGAUAUACAUUCGUGGCUGAAGCAUAUACUGGUGAUGUGUAUGUAACAUCCUCACGAUGGAAAAUGCGCCUCAUUGGUUCUUAUCAUCCACUCCCAUGCCUGUCUCGAGUUCCUCCAUGUAAUACCUUUGCCAUAAAGGAAAUCAGAGAUUACUACAUACCCAAUGAUAAGAAAAUUGUAUUCAGGUAUUCAGUUAAAGUUGCAUUACCACAUCCUGUUACAAUACAGGUACGCAUGUCCAAACCAGAUGCAUUCAUCAAGCUACAGGUCCUAGAAAAUGAAGAAGUUAUCGUGAGCUCCACUGGGAAGGGCCAAGUUAUCAUUCCAGCAAUUAACCUCUUGGGGAAUGAGAAAGCCUUGAGCUCCCAGUCUAGCAAGCAAAUUCUUUCAACUCAUGCUUCAUUCAAGAAAGAGCAAGAAUUUUACGUUAAGAAGAAAUCUGCCCCAGGAGGUCAGAAAUCCUAUAAAAGACCUGGAAGUGCAAUAGUAGACACUGGUCAGCCUAUUUUGGAUGAGGAAACUAUCUCUAUACCCACUAUAGAAGAAAAUGCUAGCACACCACAGCAGGUAUACAAGUAUAUUAUACAGUGUUUGGUGUUGUAUAACAGUUGGCCUCUCACUGAAAGUCAACAGAUGUUUGUUCAAGCACUAAAAGACUUAGAGAAAAAUUAUAACAAAGCACAUGGAGAGAAACAUGAAGAAUUAAUUACCUUAGGAAGUCCAGAUUCCCACACUAUUAGUGAGGGACAAAAAUCUUUAGGAACUUCCAAAACAAUAAGAAAAGGCAAAGAAAAGUCUUCUGAGAAAGAAAAGAUAGCCAAAGAAAAACAAGCGCCUCGCUUUGAGCCUCAGAUAUCCAUUACUCACCCUCAACAAGAAGACCCAAAUAAACCCUACUGGAUUUUGAGGUUGGUCACUGAAUACAAUGAAGCAGACUUUUUUGAAGUGAAAAAAGAUACAGAACGAGCAGAUGAAAUCCGAGCCAUGAAGCAGGCCUGGGAGAUGGCUGAGCCAGGAAGAUCGAUCAAGGCUGCCCAGGCGCGUCUCCAUUAUCUCAGCCGGUUCAUUAAGAAAACACCUGAUGCUGAGUGCGUGCCUAUGUCUGAAAGCCAAACCAAAGAAGAGGAGGAAGGGCCUCGUUCACGAUCCCCAACAAUUUUGGAAAUGUCUCCCCAACUUAUUCGAAAAAAACUAGAAGGUGUAGACUUAAGUCAAUAUGUACGAAAAACAAAUACUGAUCCUCUGCUGCAAACGGAUGAGCUGAAUCAGCAGCAGGCAAUGCAAAAGGCAGAGGAGGUCCAUCAGUUUCGGCAGUAUAGGACCAGACUCCUUAGCAUUCGUGAUAUUGAGCAAGAAGAAAGGCUUAAAGUAAAGGAUCAAGUUCUGGAGAUGUACGGGGAGAUGCGGGACUCCUUAGAUGAAGCCCGGCAGAAGAUCUUCAAUAUCCGGGAAGAGUAUAGAAACAAGUUACUGGAAGCUGAGCGCCAUAGAUUGGAGUCUCAGGCUGCGGAGGAAGCCGCGAUCCGGCUAGAGCCAGAAAAGAAGGUCCCGGCUCCAGACACACAAAAAAAACAGAAAGGAAAGAAAAAGUGACCAGGAGAUGCCCAAUACUCCCUUUCCGCCAAAGAGGGAAAACCUACUUUUAAUUAUCUAUAACUUUGCCUUUUGAUGAAAAUAAGGUAUUAGGUCAAUUGAAAAUAGACCCACCUUAGAAGUAGUUUCUGUGUUUUGAUGUUAACUUAUUGGUUUUUCCCAGAGAGCUAUGAUUUGAGUAUAAAAUUUCAAUAAAAAUAGUCUCAAGGGGGCUUCCCUGGUGGCGCGGUGGUUGCGCGUCCGCCUGCCGAUGCAGGGGAACCGGGUUCGCGCCCCGGUCUGGGAGGAUCCCACGUGCCGCGG
Messenger RNA from Physeter macrocephalus (sperm whale), 6157 nucleotides. It is a transcript of the gene ADGB, whose product is annotated as androglobin. The record is from RefSeq and is a predicted model, not a curated record. The transcript has 37 exons. Gene Ontology annotation, molecular function: calcium-dependent cysteine-type endopeptidase activity; oxygen binding; heme binding. The coding region runs from base 1268 to 5854 and encodes 1528 amino acids. NCBI's taxonomy places the organism in Eukaryota, Metazoa, Chordata, Mammalia, Artiodactyla, Physeteridae. Gene Ontology annotation, biological process: proteolysis.